Molecule: messenger RNA, 699 nt
Organism: Lathyrus oleraceus (garden pea)
Lineage: Eukaryota; Viridiplantae; Streptophyta; Magnoliopsida; Fabales; Fabaceae
Exons: 8
Coding region: 1-699 (232 amino acids)
Source: RefSeq, a predicted model, not a curated record
AUGGAUAAGAAGCAAAACAAUUAUAUUGCUACUAUCUCUUUCACUAUUAUUGGAAUAUUGUCUUCCCUUUUAUCAUUGCUUAACGAGUUUCUUACGAUAACUGUAAGAUAUCUACAUCGCAUGUGUAUCUCCAAGAAUUUCAACAAACUAUUUGGGUUUCUCGAUCCAAAUAGGAUACUAGUUCACACAAAACCGGCCGAAGUUAUUCAAACAUACAUACAAAAUAAGUUGGAUGGAGAGCCAAAAAAAUGUUAUUUAGGACCAUUGCUAAAUAGCAAUCACUGGCAAUUGUUUGUCAUUUGUCCUGAAGAUAAUAUUAUUUUUUGGUUUUGUUCAUUAAACAGAUCUCCUAAGAAAAAUAUUAAGGUCAUAUUGGAGGGAGCUCUAGAAGGUUAUCAUUUAUUAAGAGGUAUUAAGAAGAAGAAGCCUAAUUGGAAGAAUAUUAUGGGGCAUCAACAAGAUAACGGAUGGGCAUGUGGAUAUUAUGUCAUGAAAAAUAUGUUUGACAUUAUUGAUGCUUGUAUUGUUGAAAGAUUCAAUGAGAUAUUCACAGACACCUCAUCAUAUGAAAAAGAGUCAAUUGAUCACAUCCGACAACUUUGGGCUCAAUUCUUUUUGCAAAAGGUUGAAGAGCAAGAGAACCAGGAAAAGAAAGAUUUAAUGACAAAACAGAAGCGAUUAAAAAAAACUUAUAUAUAG